This is a messenger RNA of Adineta steineri, 1089 nucleotides long. The record is from the annotation of a GenBank genome assembly. Lineage: Eukaryota; Metazoa; Rotifera; Eurotatoria; Adinetida; Adinetidae.
AUGAGUUCAACAACAUCAUUAUUAUCUUCUUUUGUAGUUUCCGAUAAUUUAAUCCAAUAUUCUUCAGGUUUAAUUCCAAUUUCCUAUACUGAACUUAAUUUAAAACAAACUUUACUUGGUGGACAAUCAUUUCGAUGGGUUGAACAAUCGCCAAAUGAAUUUAUCGGUGUUCUGAAAUCAUAUAUUAUUUAUUUACAACAUGAAAAUGAAAAUCUUCAUUAUACAUUUUAUACAAAUAAAAGUUGUAUUAUAGACUCAAAUGAAAAUGAUCGUCAGAAUGAAACUUCACGUAUUAUACAUAAUUAUUUUCAAUUAUCAAUAAAACUUCAUGAUUUAUUUCAACAAUGGUGUAAAUCAGAUGUUAGAUUUCAAAAUGGACUAAUACCAACUGGUAUUCGAGUUUUAGAUCAAGAUCCUCUUGAAAAUUUAAUAUCAUUUAUUUGUUCCAGUAAUAAUAAUGUACAGCGUAUAACAAAAAUGGUAAAACAACUUUGUAUUGAAUAUGGAAAAGAAAUUGGUACAAUAAAUGGAAUAGUUUAUCAUCAAUUUCCGACAAUUGAUGAACUUGAUAAAUCUAAUCUCGAAACACGUUUACGAGAAUUAAAUUUUGGUUAUCGUGCACGAUAUAUUCAACAAGCAAUUAAAUAUCUUAAAUACACAAUAAAUGAUAUUACAUUUUUCGAUCGAUUGAAAUCUCUAUCAGUUAAAGAAGCACGUGCAGAAUUAUUAAAAAUCAUGGGUGUUGGUCGAAAAGUUGCUGAUUGUGUAUUAUUAAUGUCAUUAGGAAAACAGGAUGUUGUUCCAGUAGAUACUCAUAUACAUUCAAUUGCAGUAACACAUUAUGGACAAAGUAAAAAAUUACAAUUAAAUACAACUAAUUAUAAUGCUAUAUCGACAUUCUUUGAACAACUUUGGCAACCAUUUGCUGGUUGGGCACAAGCUGCGGCAUUUUCUAAUGAACUUCGCUCGAUAACAACCUAUAAAUCUAUUAUUCAAUCAACAUCGUUAAAACGUUCUAUAAGUAGUUAUGAAACUCAUAGUCAAUGUAAAUUAGUAAAAAGAGAAAAAAAACUUUUAUCAAUUAAAUAA